AACCUGCUCAGGAAGAGGCUGCGCAGGACGACGUUUCUCGGUUAUUUUCGGUAAUUUCUCACGCAUUUGGCGCUAAUGUGCGUUGCGUUCCGGUGGUUUGCGGUCAGUUUGAGCUUUUUCCGCCUUCCAGCCCGGCGCGGUCACUGCUGAGGACGUUAAUGAAGCUGCUGUGAAACCGGAAUGAUGGCUGGGCGUGUUUACACCUGCUGACCGGCCGGAUGUUUGUGAGCGACCGCAGCAGCUUCACAGUGAUUCUGAAAACCUCCUUUCUUCUGUCCAGAAGCCACCUGUCCAUCAUCCCGCUCCGCCACGCCCAGUUCUGUCACUUGUCAGAUCAGCGGCCACUCGAUGCCUAACACCUCAGAGGGUCAGGGAACAAACCUGCCUGGGUCCCCGGAGUCAUCAGGGCUGCAACGGACCGCAGAUGGGGAGGAGGAGCACGGUCUGAUCCGGUCCCUGGCCCGGGAUGCUGCAAGGGUGAGGCGGGCUUCGAGUGCUGAGCUCCACCUGCCGUGGACUUGCCCAGUCACGCACUCCCGUGAGAAGUUCUACACGGUCUGCUCCGAUUAUGCCCUCCUCAACCAGGCCGCCUCCGUGUACUGCCCCCCAAACACAGGCAGAGACAUGCUCUUGAAGAAGCAGGAUGACGGAUCCCCGCGUGUGAAGCCCAAACCCUCCCACGACCUCGCCGCCGGUCACACUGGAGAUUCCCAUGUGGGGGCAGGUGAGGACUGUGACAUGGAGGACAUGUCCAAGCCGAUUCUGGCCUGGGAGAUUGACACGGCGGACUUCAACGCUGCGUAUACCAGGAAAAUAAGAACAAGCAAUGGGAAGAAAUGCAGCACCAAGAAGAUGAAGUCAUCAGACAGACCCAGCAGGAACCUGCAAGAUGUCCCUCCUCACGCCUCACUGGAAGAGAUCAAACAGAGGAAAGUGCUCGACCUCAGAAGAUGGUACUGCAUCAGUCGGCCUCAGUACAAGACGUCUUGUGGGAUCUCCUCGUUGGUUUCCUGCUGGAACUUCCUGUACAGCACGCUGGGUGCAGGGAGUCUGCCACCCAUCUCCCAGGAGGAGGCUCUGCAUAUUCUGGGGUUUCAACCGCCGUUUGAAGAAAUCAAGUUUGGUCCCUUCACCGGCAACGCUACGCUGAUGCGGUGGUUCAGACAAAUCAACGACAACUUCAGAGUGCGAGGUUGCUCCUAUAUUCUGUACAAACCGCACGGAAAGCACAAGACGGCAGGAGAAACAGCUGAAGGAGCGCUGAUGAAACUGACACAAGGCCUGAAGGACGAGUCCAUGGCCUACAUUUACCACUGUCAGAACCACUACUUUUGCCCAGUGGGCUUUGAAGCCACGCCCCUCAAAGCAGCAAAGGCGUACAGGGGCGCGCUUCCCACAAAUGAAAUGGAGUACUGGAUCUUGAUCGGUGAACCUAGCAGGAAGCAUCCGGCUAUUCACUGUAAAAAGUGGCUGGAUAUUGUGACUGACCUCAACACGCAAAAUCCAGAAUACCUGGACAUCCGCCACACAGAGAGGGGGAUUCAGCGUCGCAAAACCAAAAAGGUGGGUGGAAACCUGCACUGCAUCAUGGCCUUCCAGAGGGUCAACUGGCAGAAGCUCGGCCCCUGGGCGCUAAAUUUGGAGAACUUGCGGCACGACUUCCACCACUCUGGCACGGAACGGGCCCACGGCAGCGACGACGCCGACGACAGGAUGUCAGCCAAGCGGCUGGCCCAGCUGGGCCGCUCACACAGUAUGGGAAGCCAGAAAGACACCAGCUGGAAACGCCUGUCCAACAGCACGGAGUACAGACAGCGCAGCUCGCCCGACAGCGACCUCGAAGAAGAUGUCACAGACUGAAGAGGUUCAUGGGGGUGUGCAGGGGGAGGACUGCAUAACGUUACGGUACAGACGAGAUCUAUGUUAAAGGAUAAGUCUGGGAUUUUCUGCAGUUUGCUGUCAAUAAAUGACAAGAAAACACCAACAUGCACAGUUAGUGAAGCCUUAGGGUUCUUUAAUCUUCAAAAAGGAGGUCACACACAUAGUUUCACUUUUAUAAAUGGUCUCCUAAAAUGGCUUGGUGUGGUAUUCCAGAUGUCCUUUUCCCCCACAAAUCUCCUCCUGAUAAUCCCGAGGUGAUCCCAGGCCAAAUGAGAUAAUAAUCUCUCCAAGUCUACUGGGAGGUCUCCUCCCAGUUGGGUGUGCCUGGAAAACCUGCGGAGGGAGGCAGCCAGGAAGCAUCCUGAGCAGAACCUCCUCAGCUGGCUCCUUUAGACACAGAGGAGCAGUAACUGUCCUCCAAACAUCCGAGCUCCUCACCCCAGCUCUAAGGCUGGGCCCAGACACGCUGCAGAGGAAGCUCAUUCUGCUGUUUGUAUGUGCGGUCUCAUUCUUUUGGUCAUUGCUCAGAGCUUGUGACCAUAUGCAAGGAUUGGAAUAAAGAUAGUAAAUCAAACGCUUUGCCUUCUGGUUCAGCUCUCUCUUCUCAGCAUAGCACCCUAUUACUGCUGACACCACACUGAUCCACCAGUCCACCUCACACCCCACCUUCCCAGGAAGAGGAAUCCUCUUCCAGCAGAGAACCAUGGCCUCAGGCUUGGAGGUGCUCCAUCAUCUGCUGAAGGUCUCACCAGCAGAACUGCAUCACCUGCAAAAAGCAGAGAUGUAAUUCUGAGUUUCCUGAAACAAAUGCCAUCCUUGUCCUGACUACACUCCAUCCACGGGAAUCACAAACUGGACCAGAGGCAUCACUGACUGAGUCCAACAUCUACUGAAAACAUGCUCAACUUUGGCCUUUCAGGCUGGUGCAGGGGGCAUGAGUGGCGAGCCACAACGGUCAUAAUAUCAGCUGGGAUAGUCCCAACCCCCAAAAAGGUCAAAAAGAGAAGCAAAGCGAGGAGCAAUGGGAAGUAUGACAAUGGACUCCCAUUUUCUCGUGUACUCAUUGGUAGUUUUAUUGACUUUAUUGACAGUUAAAGCUUUACAGAAAUCACCAGACUCCUUUGUGAAUGUUUGAGACUACCACUUGUUGAUUCAGCUCGUUUUUAGGCCACUUUAGUGCUUUGUAGCAAAUGUUCUGUUUAAGGUGUUAUCACUUAUUGUUCCUGAGGGUGUCUCCAAUGACCUUUUCUUUGCUCACUUUGUCCUUUAGCAGUGAACACAAGAAAUAUAUUGACAGCUGCUUCUAAAUCAUCUCAGAGCAGCUCCAUGACUGAGCCACAUUAAAACUGUCCCAUGUAGCAUUGCGUGCAGCUUUCAGGUCAACAGUGACUUGAAAUGGUUCUUCAGCCUUGUGUUUUCUGCAGACUGAAGCAGUAAAUUACUGAACCAACAAAUUAAAAGGUGACAGCUUAUAAAACCUUUAGUAUAAACUUUGUUGUUGCAGAAACUCCUUUUAAUCGACGUGCCGUUGAACCAGUUCCAGUAAUUUCCUCUGAAAAGGCGAGUACUGGCUAGUCCUCAAGCUGGAACAACCAUAACACAUUCAGCAAUAAUUCUUAAAUACACUCCACAGAUUCUGCUAGCCGUCAUUUUCUUCCCAUGUAAAUCAUCCCAGUUUCCUCUGUAACGCUCCGCGACGUUCGGUUCUUCAGCCUGCGGGGAUGUGGACUGGCAGUCGUAGAAUUUCUUCUGUGGCUCUGUGUUGUUGUGUUGAAGCGCAGUGGAAGAAAUAAAAUGAAUAUUCUUAUUUGUAGCUGCAGGUUUUUAAACUGCCUGUUGUAAAAAAGCUCAAAUAUUUGACCAAUCAGAAAUAUGCAACACUUUUGGAAACUCAUGCCUGAGUGGGGUGAAGCAGUCCCAGCAGAAACAUGAAGGACGCUUUGAUUCGCUGUAAUAAAUCCUGUCUAUCAUACUGGGUCCAAAGAGAUUUGAUAGAAUAAAUCCAAAGUCCAUGCUUUGUGUAAAAUUAAUCUGGAAUAAAAGCGAAUAGGAACUUUGACCCAGUCAGAGCAAAGUUGCUUCCUCUUAGUUUUCAGAGUGUUGCUGCUCGUUUCUGCAGGUUUGAGCUGUGCUGACGUGUCCACUGUACGUUCUCUCAGACACAGCUCAUUGUACAGGUGCAGGAGGCGGGCUCGUUUCUCACCUCCCGUUCAGUGGCUCGUCCAGUCAAAGUGUUGUGAAAGCUGCUGAUGUUUUGUUGUGUUUCGUGAAACCUCCAGUGAGACAGUAGAUGAUCCCGGUGUUCACAGACAGGAGCUGUACUGGCGUCAGACAUUCAGAGUGAGGCCUGCAUGGUUCACGGUUCACACUCGAGCUGUUCCUUAUACCUUUCUUUGCACAUUUUGUGGGUCAGUUUGUCUCUGACCCAGUGCAGAUGUGAUUGUGUACCCACAUGAGUUUGAUGUAGUGGUUUAUUUAUUGAUUUUACAAUAAAAUUGGAUUUUUAAGAA
Messenger RNA from Archocentrus centrarchus (flier cichlid), 4391 nucleotides. Its product is annotated as basic immunoglobulin-like variable motif-containing protein. The transcript has 10 exons. Bases 349 to 1860 code for a protein of 503 amino acids. Gene Ontology annotation, molecular function: single-stranded DNA binding; DNA endonuclease activity. Gene Ontology annotation, cellular component: nucleus. Lineage: Eukaryota; Metazoa; Chordata; Actinopteri; Cichliformes; Cichlidae. The record is from RefSeq and is a predicted model, not a curated record.